Thalassophryne amazonica is the source of this 377-nucleotide messenger RNA. RefSeq names its product probable cation-transporting ATPase 13A3. The record is from RefSeq and is a predicted model, not a curated record. The transcript is spliced from 3 exons. Lineage: Eukaryota; Metazoa; Chordata; Actinopteri; Batrachoidiformes; Batrachoididae. Bases 45 to 377 code for a protein of 110 amino acids.
UGCUGUGUUCCUUAUUUGUCUUGUUUGGAAGUUACUCUGGUGACAUGAAGACGGGAGAGAUGAAGAUCAUUAACCAAGGCCUGCAGGACGAAAUGGAGGUGUGGGGGUACCGGCCCUGUUUGUGGAAGAUGGUCCUGGUGGGCAUUGGUACUUUGUGCUCUGGAGGUCUGCUGCUGCUGCUCCUGUACUGGCUGCCUGAGUGGGGCGUCAAAGGAACUUGCACACAGACCUCUCUGCAGGGUGCCCACACACUGCUGCUCAGGUCCACGCACAUCCAUGAACCUUCUCUUAGGCCUCCCUCCUCCUGCUUGGUUGCUCCAUCCUCAGCACCAUUUUCUCUAUAUAAACUCUUCCACCAGUGGGGCCUUCAGGGUUGA